Molecule: messenger RNA, 2632 nt
Organism: Protopterus annectens (West African lungfish)
Lineage: Eukaryota; Metazoa; Chordata; Ceratodontiformes; Protopteridae
Gene: POC5
Product: POC5 centriolar protein
Exons: 12
Coding region: 1-1743 (580 amino acids)
Cellular component (GO): centrosome
Source: RefSeq, a predicted model, not a curated record
AUGUCUUCAGAUGAGGAGGGAACAACAGGGAGCCCUGUUUUACCCAAAGACUCUGAUCCAGGUAGCUCAGUCUCUUCAGACCUGCAGGAUGAAUAUGAAGAGUUGCUUCGUUUUGCUGUAGUUACCCCCAAAUUCGAACCAGGUGCUUUUCGUCAGUCUCACCAUUUCUCACAUGUAGUACCAGAUGGCAAUUCCUCUGGUCUAAUAGAUGAUGCAUUUUCACAACCUACAACAGGGGCAGAUUUGGAGCAGAAGGAAGCAGAUUAUAGCUCUUUACUCAGACAUCUGAGAGCAUCAGAGGUGCUCACUGCUCCAGCAUCCACAUCUGUUUCCGCACCACCAAAUCCACUAGAAGUACUAGAAGCAGAAGGUGGCUUCCAUCAUUCCAUCAUGAGCUCCCUUUCUUCUCAUCAUACUUCUGUCCAGUUAGAAAGGAAUGAUAAUGUAGCCAGCAACCCAGAAAUCCAUGAAACUAUAGUGACUGAACUUCCUGUUCCUGCUGAGAACAUGCAGAGAGUAGAAAAUAUACUUGACAUGUGGAGCGGAAAUCUUAAGGCUAAUGUAAUCACUGAACUCAACAAAUGGAGACUUACAGUCAUCGAACAACACCAAAAAGAAAUGAGGAAAAUGAGAGAACAACAUGCUGAACAUGUUGGUCACUUGGUUAACCAGAUGGAAAAUCUUAAAGAAUUAUUGCAUACAUAUGAGACUUCAGCCCAAAGGAAAGAUGAGGUCAUUUCAACUCUAACUCACGGAAUACAGAAACAAAAGGAAAAAGUUGAGUUGAUGAGGACAUUCACACACUGGAGGAUGCAGCACUUUAAUGCCAGACAAGAGGCAUAUGCAAAUGGAUUGGCAGAUAAGCACUAUAAACUAUAUAUAAUGCGGAAGGUCUGGGCAGCCUGGCAUUCUCUUAUUGAAGUUAGUUGGAAAGAAAAGGUUGCAAAAGCAUGCCAAGCUAGAGCUGAAGAAGUCUGUGUCCAGCUGUCUAAUGAUUAUGAAGGAAAGAUUGCAGAGCUAAAUGAUGCCUUAGAAGCAGCAAGGAUAGAGAUCCAGAGGCUCCAUAGUGAAAGGGAGAGGUUUGAAGAGUCUAUGAAAAAAGCUUUUAUGCGUGGAGUGUGUGCUUUAAAUAUGGAAGCCAUGACUAUGUUCCAGGGCAGAGAAGCAAGGAAAGAUCCUGAAUACGACUACAGGAGGGAGGAAUCUGGCCCCAUUUCAUCAGUUCAUUUUCCAUCACAGCCUCCAGGCUCAUCAGCUCGUUUCAGCCCUGUUCAUUUUGAAACAUCUGUUCCACCUUCUACAGGAACUACUGAUACAGACCAGGGUACAUCCCAGUUUGUAAGUACUUCCCAGUCCAGAGUAGCAGAAACAACAACUGUACCCUCAACUGUUUCUACCACCCUGCCUUCACAGAAGCUGCCUAUUACCAGGGUUGUGACAUCUGCACAGCAGAAAGCAGGAAAGACCAUAACAGCCAGAAUUAUGGGACGAUCAGAUAUUGGACCCAAAGGCAGUAGAAUAGGUUCCGAUACAAAUGUAAUGGGAGUAUCGCCUCCAAUGAGUUCUGUUGUUGUAGAAAGACAUCAUCCUGUAACAAGGCAAACUAUAGGUCAUGCUACAGCUGCUAGAUAUCCUCAUUCUGCACAGCCUUCCUCAAGCAUAGUUGGUGGAAGAAUUACAGGGCAGAGUGGUAAAACUCAACAUGGUCCUACUAGUAUCCAGUCAAUAAAAGUUGUUGAUUGAAUCCAUCAACUACCCAGAAAAAAUCUUCCAAGGAGGAAAACAGAACCACUGCAAACAGCUUUCUACUGUUUUGGUGAAGUUGCUUUUUUUAAUGUGCUUUUAUAAUUACUAUAUUUUUGUGCUUGGAAAUUUUAUCACGUACUGUAACUAAACAAAAAAUGAACGUUUGCAUAUUUUGCAUCCUUAUUUUGUAUCUUAGUGAGAUGUACAGAAAUUGUCGUGUUUGUUUUAUGCAGUAUUCUAUGUUUAAAUUAUAUGGUUAAUUUUUCAGUGAUGCAAUAGUCCAGAAAGAAUAAGCAGUGCAGAAUUUUUAAGUAAAUUACAACAUGAUAAAUUUGCAUUUAUUUUUUUAAUAAAGCCAUAUUUUAAGUUAUAAAAUGUAAUACUUGCUUCCGUUUCUUGAACUGUAAAUACAAAGAUGCGUAAUGAAUUAAUAAAUAAAAACUUAUGCUGUGUUGACUAGCAUUUACUCUAAAAAUGGAUGCUUCUAGAAACAUUGAGCAUAUCUUAUCUUUAUUUCCUAAUUAUUUCUUAAUUUUAUUUCUUUGUUAAAAUAUAUCUGCUUCUCUACAACACUUGUGUAAAUGUGUGCAUUUAUAUUACUUUCUUGCAUGAUAUAUCAUCCUUUGUCCAUGUCCAAACAGUGCUUUUUUUCUUAUUUUUGUACAGCCUUACUAAAAAGCUGUCCUCCAGAAUUUGGAAUUUACAUAGCUAUGAAUUCCUUCUUUGGCUGACUGAUUGCACUGUCAUUUACUUUGGGACUGGUUAGAUCAGGCUGAUCCAGAGAGCAAGCCAACAAUUUCAGUCAGCCACUUGAAGGGGAUAGUCCUGCAACUAGUUCCUGUCCUAAAGUCUUCUGAUAUAAUAAAAAAUAAAAAUAAUCUCGAGA